GUGAAGCUUUUGAGCCUUCAUAACGCCGUGCUGCUAUUUUUAUCCUGGUGAAGUGGACUGCAGCAGUCAGGACAUGAUUGCUGGCUGACGAACUACAGUACAGGAUUAUUACAGAGUUAUGUUUAUUAUAGGGCUCAUAAUAAUACUCGCGCAUGUGUGGGCUUGAUUGAGUCACGUGACUCAGAGGUAACGUCAGGCAUCAUCGGUCAGUCAGUCAGUCAGUGUGCGCGCGAGCCGCUUGGCGUUAAUGAGCUUGCCUUGGUGAACCCCCGCGCGCGCGCUUCUCUCGUUGGGUUCCGGUCGCGCGCGGAGAAUGCUGAAGCGAUGAAGGUGAUGGAGGCGAGCGCGCGCUCCUGUCCCUCCGCGUGCCUGCUGCUUCGCGUCCUCGUGCUCGCGCUCUCGGCGACUUGUUCUUCCCCGAACCCGUUCAGCGAGUGCACGCAGAGCCGCGCGCGCAGAGGCGCGUCAUACCGCGGCUCAGUGGACGUCACGGAGUCGGGCGCGCGGUGCAUCCGCUGGAGCGAGGUGAGCGGCGUGAGCGCGCGCUAUCCGGGCAGAGGACUCGGCGAGCACAACUUCUGCAGGAACCCGGACGCCAGGAUCCGGCCCUGGUGCUUCUUCCGCAACGCGCGCGGACGCGUCGACUGGGGCUACUGCGACUGCAAGCAAGGCUCUGUGCGCCUGCAAGGUGGCAGGUCUAAGCUGGAUGGGACAGUAGAAGUGUACAUGAAUGGUGUGUGGGGGACAAUCUGUAGCAACGACUGGGAUGACAGAGAUGCUCACGUGGUGUGUCGACAGCUUGGACAAGGGUAUAAAGCACGAGCACGUGUGAGCUCCCUAUCUAGGCUGCCUCUUGCUGUAGUGCACUGGAGGACGAUAGGGUGCAGUGGGGAUGAAGCCGACUUGCUGCAGUGCCCUCGACUGGUUUGGAACGGAGGACAGUGCGCUAACCAACAGGCUGCUGCUGUCACCUGCACUCCAGUGGAGGCUGCAACGUUUGUGCCAGUGCGUCUUUCUGGAGGAGCGACUACAUAUGAAGGUCGAGUGGAAGUGUAUCACGCCGGGCAGUGGGGUACAGUGUGUGAUGACCAGUGGGACAAUAAUGACGCUGAGGUCGUGUGCAGACAGCUGGGCCUGGGUGGCACGGCGAAAGCCUGGGUCGGGGCAUAUUUCGGUACCGGUGUGGGCCAUGUGUUGCUGGAUGAAGUCAGCUGUACAGGAAAUGAGCUCUCCAUAGAACAGUGUCCGAAGACAGCCUGGGGAGAACAUAACUGUGAUCACACUGAGGACGCUGGAGUGUCCUGUACACCACUUACAGAUGGAUCAGUGCGCUUGGUGGGUGGAGCAGGAGGGUUUGAGGGAAGGCUGGAGGUUCACUACCAAGGCCGCUGGGGAACAGUGUGUGAUGAUGACUGGACAAGCACCAACACACAGGUUGUCUGCAGACAACUGGGCUACAGGUCAGGGCAGAGUGUGAACCCGGUGCGUUUUGGUGUGCCGUCGGGGCCGAUUUUACUGGACGAUGUGAGCUGUACAGGAAAAGAGCCGACACUCUCACACUGCGCCAAGAGAGAGUGGCUUCGACAUGAUUGCAAACACACAGAGGACGUGGCUAUAGUCUGCAGCACACAACGCACUGGACAUGGCGUGCCAACCAGUGUACCGGUUCAACUGGUGGGUGGGGAGAAUGAGAAAGAAGGCCGAGUUGAAAUCCUAGUGUCCGGCCAAUGGGGGACGAUCUGUGACGAUGGAUGGACAGAUGAGGAUGCAGAGGUGGUGUGUAGACAGCUGGGUUACAGUGGUGUGGCCAAAGCUCGUGUCAUGGCGUAUUUUGGAGAAGGAGACGGGCCUAUUCAUGUCGACAACGUGAAGUGUACGGGUGCUGAGCGCUCGUUGGCCGACUGCAUCAAACAGCCAAUAGGAAGCCACAACUGUCGCCAUAGCGAAGAUGCUGGAGUCAUUUGUAACUAUGGGCAAUGGGAUAACAACACCCAGGCCAAAGAUGUCGCAAGCUCUGUGUGUGGUCUGAGGCCCGCACACACUCGGAGGAAGAGGAUCAUUGGUGGACAGAACUCGCUCCGGGGCGGGUGGCCGUGGCAGGUGGCAGUGCGACUGCGUGGUUCUCAGUCAGACGGCCGACUGGUGUGUGGAGCCACUCUGAUCAGCAACUGCUGGGUGCUAACUUCGGCACACUGCUUUAAGAGGUACGGUAACAGCACUGGGACGUAUAAAGUACGCGUCGGUGAUUAUCACACUCUCGUUCCCGAAGAACAUGAAGACGAAUACGGCGUGGACAGAAUCGUCCUGCAUCCUCACUAUCGUCCACAGAGCAACGACUACGAUCUUGCUCUGGUGCGCCUGAUGCAGCAUGGAGGUCACAGCACAGAGUGUGUGCGCCAGAGUCACGCUGUACUUCCUGUGUGUUUGCCGGAAUGGAGGGAAAGAGCGCCGAAGGACUUGACUAAGUGCUACAUUACUGGCUGGGGAGACACGGGGCGUGCAUACUCUAAAACCCUGCAACAGGCUGCCAUCACGGUCCUGAGUAAACGCUAUUGCGAGCGUCACUAUGGCAACCAGCUGACCAGCCGCAUGCUGUGCGCUGGCUCUGCUGUCAGUGGUCGCCAUGUGGACAGUUGCCGUGGUGACAGCGGUGGCCCGUUGGUGUGCGAGAGAGGUGGUAGAUGGAUUGUGUACGGUGUCACGUCCUGGGGUCACGCGUGCCGACUGCAAGACUCUCCGGGUGUGUACUCCAGAGUGUCCAGCUUCAUGCCCUGGAUCACGAAGGUCACUAGCCAACAGGAGAUGAAAUCAACAAGAAUAGCAAACAAAAAAAAGCACAUAGAGGCUUUCUUACCAGUUUAAGAUGGUCAAUAAGGGUAAUUAUGAUUUCGAACAAGAGGAUGACAUUGUCACAGCCUGUAAUUACGGAACGUUUUUAACUGUUGUAUUGAAAACUAUGCGGUAACAUGAG
Messenger RNA from Neoarius graeffei (lesser salmon catfish), 2971 nucleotides. It is a transcript of the gene prss12, whose product is annotated as serine protease 12. The record is from RefSeq and is a predicted model, not a curated record. The coding region runs from base 325 to 2862 and encodes 845 amino acids. The transcript has 13 exons. Gene Ontology annotation, biological process: proteolysis. Gene Ontology annotation, molecular function: serine-type endopeptidase activity. Gene Ontology annotation, cellular component: membrane. Lineage: Eukaryota; Metazoa; Chordata; Actinopteri; Siluriformes; Ariidae.